Molecule: messenger RNA, 573 nt
Organism: Lathyrus oleraceus (garden pea)
Lineage: Eukaryota; Viridiplantae; Streptophyta; Magnoliopsida; Fabales; Fabaceae
Product: probable magnesium transporter NIPA6
Exons: 1
Coding region: 1-573 (190 amino acids)
Biological process (GO): magnesium ion transport
Cellular component (GO): membrane
Molecular function (GO): magnesium ion transmembrane transporter activity
Source: RefSeq, a predicted model, not a curated record
AUGAUUGUAAAAGCGAUUGGCAUAGCCAUUAAACUUACAUUUGAUGGUUCAAAUCAAAAUGUUUACUUUCAAACAUGGAUUUUUACAAUGGUCGGCAUUUCCUGCAUCAUUACUAGUUUAAAUCACCUUAAUAUGGCAUUGGAUACUUUGAACACAACAGUGGUUUCUCCAAUCUAUUAUGCAUUGUUCGCUUUGUUUACAAUAUUAGCCGGUGCAAUCAUGUUUAAGGAUUAUUUAGGACAAAGUAUGAGCAGUAUUGCAUCAGAGCUAUGUGGUUUCAUCAUUGUUUUAUCUGGAACAACUGUAUCGCACUACACUAGAAUACCAGAUCCUCCCGUCAAUACCGAUGUAUACAGUCCCCUGUCACCAAAACUUUAUCAGCAUUACAAACAUAAUGAAGAACAUUUUUGGAGAAUACAACAACAACACAAAAAUCAAAUGCAAAACCUGUUUGAUGAAGGCCUCUAUUUCGUGUUUCUGUUGAAGGAUCAAGAAUGGAAUCUUUGGUGUCGGACUGUCUGUUCAGUUGGAACAGGUAACUCCGUGGCAGUGGCCGAGUUGCGACGGAGAUGA